Molecule: messenger RNA, 1746 nt
Organism: Exophiala oligosperma
Lineage: Eukaryota; Fungi; Ascomycota; Eurotiomycetes; Chaetothyriales; Herpotrichiellaceae
Product: calcium/proton exchanger
Exons: 7
Coding region: 1-1746 (581 amino acids)
Biological process (GO): intracellular calcium ion homeostasis; calcium ion transmembrane transport
Cellular component (GO): fungal-type vacuole membrane
Molecular function (GO): calcium:proton antiporter activity
Source: RefSeq, a predicted model, not a curated record
AUGAGUCCUGAGCACGUGCCCCCUCACCCGCCGCAGUCGCAUCGCAGCAACGUGUUCACCUCAUUCUCGGCCUGUAUCUUUAGGUUUCUGGGUCGUUCUGACAUCUCCGCAAACCCUUCAGUCUCUACCAAUACCACGACACUUGAGCAUUUCUCCUCUCGAUCAUGGACAGCGCUCGUUGCUUGUAUUCAUGCCAUAGCCACUUCCUCGUGGUUGAAUGUCCUACUUGUGAUUGUUCCAAUAGCCAUCACCAGUUAUCUUGUCCGAGCACAUCCGGUCAUCGUCUUCGUUACAAAUGUCAUCGCUGUUGUACCCCUAUCAUCUCUCCUGACAUAUGCCACCGAGAAUAUUUCACGGGAGUCGGGUGACGCCAUCGGGGCUCUACUGAAUGUUACUUUUGGUAAUCUGGUUGAGAUUGUCCUCUUCAUAGCGGCACUCUACCAUGACAAGUUCGAGGUCGUCCAGGCGUCGAUUCUGGGCUCAAUUCUCGUGAAUUUGUUGCUCAUCCUGGGUAUUUCAAUUCUUGCUGGAAGCUUCUACAACCAUGAGCAAAGGCAUGAUCAGGAUGAAGCACAAGGUCUUGCGUGUCUACUCAGUGUGUCUGUGUUCAGUCUCCUCGUACCAAAUGCAUUCUAUCACUCUUUUGACGACGAUGAGAGAGCUGAAGCUGCCACCCUGAUCUUGAGCCGUGUCUCCUCACUGAUGCUACUGGCUAUCUAUAUCCUUUACAUCUUCUUUCAAAUUAGAAGAUCCGUCUCGACAGUCUCAUACGACCCACCUGGUUUCAACUCGAGCAGAAGAACAAGCGGUAGCCAUAGUGACAGCCUCCGUGCCUCGUUUCGGGCGCCGCGAUCUAUUCGUUUUCAAGAUGAGGAAUCAGUGGACAGCUUCCAGCUUGGUGACAAUCCACGGAGAGAUGUGCUCGAGCUAGGCUCUCUGGUGGAAGAGGACAGGCUCGAAAUGGUCGAAGACGAUGACCGCCCACAAUACCAGAGCGAUGAAGAUGAAGAGUCUCAAGGUCUCAUGCAGCGAACGAAUGCGGAGGACAAGAAGACAGUACCCACACAAUCAAUCUACCAACAUCACACCCAGCAUCGGUCACACUCGCGAGAGCCUCGACGACGCAGCCGUAGUCAAGGGGCAGAUGCGAGGCGACUUUCUUUUGCCAGCUCCACCUCAAACCUACCUCGAUUUCUCCUACGCAACAACCCAACAACGAGUAUUGACACGUCGAGCGACUUGGAUACCAUAUCAGAGCCGACGAAUGUCGUUGGACGAAAGAUCUCGAUAUUGAUACUCAUCAUAUCAUCAGCCCUUGUUGCCGUAUGUGCAGAGUUUCUUGUCAAGACCCUCGAUGAUAUGGUGUCUUCUGGACCCUUCUCUCAAGCGUUCAUCGGCCUGAUCAUCCUUCCUGUGGCUGGCAAUUGCGCUGAGUUGCUCACUGCUACUAUUGUUGCUGCAAGAGGCAACUUCGAUUUGGCAAUCGGUGUUUCUGUUGGCUCGUCGGUUCAGAUUUCAUUAUUUGUGACACCACUUGUUGUCCUCUCCGGCUGGAUCAUGCAGAAGCAAAUGACCAUGUAUUUUGGCCUAUUCGAAAUUGUGGCAUUGUUCGCCACAACGUUUCUGGUGAAUUGUUUAAUACUCAGUUCAAGGACGAAUGCCCUGGAGGGAAGCAUAUUAUGCGCCUGCUAUUUUAUCAUGGCAGUCGGAGCAUUUCUAUUUCCCACGUCUGCUGAUGCAUCCUGA